Epinephelus lanceolatus (giant grouper) is the source of this 2835-nucleotide messenger RNA. RefSeq names its product centrosomal protein 19 (gene cep19). Gene Ontology annotation, biological process: microtubule anchoring at centrosome; trans-Golgi to periciliary membrane compartment transport. The record is from RefSeq and is a predicted model, not a curated record. Lineage: Eukaryota; Metazoa; Chordata; Actinopteri; Perciformes; Serranidae. Gene Ontology annotation, cellular component: ciliary basal body; centrosome; spindle pole.
GCUAAUGCUCCUCAGCUCUCAUCAACUCGACUGUCAAACGCCCUUUUACCGUAAACUGUGUUAAUUAUUUAAGUUAAAAUGCUUUAGCCUUUAAUAUCUGAACCUAAAGUGGAGACCAGUUUGAACCAGACUGCUGCAGACAUAAACAAGAGAUGAGUUUCGAGGCAAAGCGAUGUGGAGUUCAGUUCAGUCCCCCCUCUAUAGUUUUAAUUUACCAACACAAGGAAACUAAAAAUGUGCGAAAAAGAAUAAUACCUGUACGGAACUUCUCAAAGUAUUCUGACUACAGCAUGGCUGCAGAGAGGCUGAAGAACCACCCCCGGCACAGGGACUACCUGGAGGGUGUGUCACAGAGCCAGCUGGAGAAGCUUCACAUCAUCCUGCGAGAUCACAUGCAAGGCUACUCCUUGGAGCACAGCCUGGCCUCGCUCCGCCUGGACCCUGACGAAGACCUGAACAAACUGGACGAUGACGAGCUGGCUCGCAAGAAGGGCCAAAUGGACGAACUGUUCGAGAAGAAUCGGAGGCGCAAAGACGAUCCUGACUUUGUUUACGACGUGGAGAAGGAUUUCACCAAGACCGCCCAGGAAAAGUGCAGCUGGGAUGAGGAGUCUGAUGAUGGAUUUUGAAACUGUUCUUCAAUCCUUUGACCUUUCAGACUGCAAAUGACCUGACGUGAUGUCCUCUGAGAGAACAAGACAAUCUGCUGAGGUUUACUACAAUGUUUUACACAUGGUUAACUUCUGAUGUUUGGUAGCUUUUUCCAGGAUAUAUCUUCUUGCACACAGAUAGUUAAUUAGGUACACAUAUUUAAAAAUGCACCAACUGUGAUAAACUAUCUUCACAGAAGUUAUACUGCCCAGUUUUAGAGUGUCAUAUGACUUUAAGGGGUGGAAGGAAACUUUUUAAAAACUCUACAGUAGGCCUUUAUCUCAGCAUUUAAUUUUCUGUGAAGGCAGAAAACUAAAUGAAAUACUUCAAGUUUGGAGAACGGUGACGACCUGAAUACAAGCUACAUUUACAGAGCCUUCACUCUCUGCUUAACGGCAUCAGCCUGCAUUAGAAAAGUAAGCAGUUAAAACUAAAGCGCUAACAGGACAAUGGCCAUAUAAGAAUUUGUUCUUAAUUGCUUGCCUGGGUAAAUAAAGUUUAAAAAAAAAAAAUACACACUAGGAGAGAAUCAUAAAAAGUUGCUAAAAAUAUUAGUAAAACUAAUCCCUGAUGCAAUAUUCACAUGAAAUAAUCUGCUCAAGAAUUCAUCCGUAUCACUCCUUUUACAGACUUUGUGUUAUUGUGGUCAUCAUUUGGAUAAUUGUUAAGUUUGUCAGUUGCUUGUGCUGUCACAGACAUGCAUUAAAUAGAAUAUGAAAUAGCCUUGAAAUGUCAGUAAGUCAGGGAUCGUCACUUUAUAUAAUGAUAGAAAAGGAGUCCACAGGAAACCACUGUUCUAGUUUGUUCUACCUAAUAAACGUAUCAUAAAGUUAUAGGAGCUUUAUGCUGAAUCCAAAUGUCCACCCUCUGGGCUUGCAGACUGAGCCCUCGCGGACUUCUGUUGUAUAUGCUGUGACGAGUUCACCGUCAUCACGUAAAGUCUGCGAGGGCAGAGACAGCAAGCAGCUGAUAGACAGCACUCAAGACUGGUUUACUCAAUGCCAUGGAAACGUUCGAGUGACGAUUACAAUAAUUGUUACUUCAGUCACAUUCUGUCUUCUCAUCUGUCUGCAGAGAGGAUAAAAAUCUCAUGUAUGGGGUCAUUUAGUGAGUGAAUAAAUUAAAUUUCUGUAUAACGUAUAGACUGCAGACAUUCAAAUAGACAUGUUUGUAAAUAAGGACCAAGCUACGACUAAAUAAAUCUGGUAGGUUUUUUUCCGGCCACUUUUCUAGCCUAUAUAUUUAGCAUCACACUGCCCAACCUCUAGGGUAGGCUGCAGUAAUACAGUGCAUUUUGUUUCCCCCCCAAAAAACCCCUAAUAAACUACAUGAUGUCUGUAUUGCAGUGAAUUGUGUGCAGUUAAAUCAGUGGUCUGCAGAAAGUCCGCUUUAGGUCCUUUGUGACUGGAGGAAUAGUGAGUUUGGACAGCCCUAAGCACUGCCAGACUUACCGGGAACAUGCCUGUAAAGUCCGUGAGUCUGCAAGUGCGAGCAUUUGGAUUCAGCCUCAGGUACAAUUAGGAGUGGAUAGUUGAGAACAACGCCCACAGCUACAGCAGCUGAUCAGAACAUUCCCAAACAAUGACAGCAAUAAAGACAAUAGGUACCCCCAUGUCUUAUUUACCACUCAGGAUAAACCGUCACUUUAAACACAGAUCACAUUUCAUUUCAAACCGCAAUGAAUGAAAUAAUGCAUGAAUUAUAGUGAAUAUUUAUUUGUUAUAAAAUACUGAAUUUUACAAAAUACAAAGACUUUGGCUCUUUUAUUUGUGGCUUACACCUAAGUGAGUGAUAUUCACAGUUGAAUAUGAAAGAAGAUGCUAAAAUCCUAUUAAAUAAAAUUUGAGUGUACACCAAUAAGUAAGCAAUACAACAAAUAUAUCUUUGGAAAAAAACUGUGUCCACAAAAUAUUGUAUCAUAUCAUACAAAACAUAUAUGUGUGUAUAUAUAUAUAUAUAUAUAUUUCCAUAUAGUUUGAAGUGAUGCACUGUGGCAAAGUUUUAACGUUUAUCAUAAAACCAAGCCUGCAGGAUCAAACCUCUUCAGGGGAAAAUUUCAUUCAAAGUGCUUAAAUACCUCAUUCAGUUGAUUAGAGACACUGACUGACUGACUGACCAUUAGUACCACAAUACAUUCAAAAAGGUCGCAGGUUUCUUUGAAAAUCAAUAAACUGGUUUACAUUG